GCCUCAAUCAUCUUCUUUACUUUCUUGACAGUAGUGGAGGACUCUACUUUCAACUUGAUGUACUUACUGCUCCUACCCUUUCUGAUUUUCAAGUUAUAAAGUUUUACCCGCCGAAUAACAUAUAACUCCGCCCCACUUUUGACUUCGUAGUUGUCUAAAGAACUGCUGUCGUCGAUUGGCUUGCCAGCAUAAAUCAGUCGCUGGCAUUCUGGCGAUAUCUUUGCUACUUUCUUAAUCUUCCUUUUUACUUCAUGGACUGAUUCGCUAGUGGCUACCUCAAGAGAGAAGGCUUGGCCCUGUCAGCAUCUUGACAGUGAUAGGGACCACAACCAGCAGCCCCAGCUCUGACCCAUCCUGGAUGCCACGCUCCCUCAACGACACCUGGUUCUCUACUGGCUUGCCUUGGAAAGACAGUCGCUGAUGUUCUAGUGCAACGCCCAGUUCAGCCUGCAGCACUGCCUUAACAUCCUCCACCCUCUCUCCUUUCCCUGUUGUGACCCAGACCACCUCACCUGAAGGUUGCCUCACACGCAGCCUUAUCUCCUCUGUUGUUGAACUAACACGGAGGUACAGGUGGAGGGUACUGGCCUGUACUACGUGGUAGUCUCGAAGGGAAUUUUCGUCACUCAUUUCCCUCCCAUUGUAGGCCAGGCUCUGGCGGUAGACCGGGAGACCGUCUUUGGCUGCUAUUUUGCGCUUUGUACUCUUGACCGUGUCAGAGCCGUCUACUCUGAGCGUUAUGGUUUUACCUGACAGAGUCCGAACGAAAAUCUGCAUCUUUUCUGCUUCGCACCUGCACUGUGAAUGAAACAUUGUGUGAUAUAUUUUGCUGUAGGCUGGGGUAGUUUUAUAAAUACCUGUAAGUUUGAGGACGCUGUGAACAACCAGAGAGGUGUACAACAACAACGACCAAAGAAUCGGGUGGGGCUGCCGCAAUGCGCACACACACCACACACACGUACACACGUACGUACACACACACACAACAGAGCGUACAAAAAUUUCGGAGAUAUGGACAACAAUUUUUAGCAGAACUACGUCACUGACGAUCCAGCGUGUCCUCUGUCCUCUCUAGCUAGCUCUCAUCAUGGAUCCAGGAAUGGUGUGUACGCUGUGUCAGGAUCCCUUCGGUCGAGACGAGAACAUCAUCAACUCGGGAGGCCAAGUCUGGCACGAGGGAUGCUUCGUUUGUGUCCAGUGCUUCCAACCGUUCAAGGACGAAGAGUUUUACGAGCACGAGGGGAGGAAGUACUGCGCCCAUGACUUCCACGCUCUGUUUGCCCCAUGCUGCAGUGGCUGUGGUGAGUUUGUGGUCGGGAGAGUGAUUCGCGCAAUGAGCCAGUGCUGGCAUCCCAACUGCUUCAAGUGUGUCAGCUGCCACACAGAGCUGGCGGAUAUUGGCUUUGUCAAGAGCCAGGGAAGGCCAUUCUGUAAGCCCUGCAAUGCCGAAAUCAAAGGAGGUUCUAAGAAGUUUUGCCAGAAGUGCAGUCUUCCGAUCCACGGAGAGCAUCUGGUCUACAAGUUCCAGAUCGUCCAUCCUCACCACUUCAACUGCAGUGAGUGCAAUAAGCAGUUGGACCACAGGUGUAAGGAGAGAGAAGGAGAGCUCUACUGCUUACGCUGCUAUGACAACAUGGUGUCAGCAAUAUGUGGAGCCUGCAGGAGACCUAUCGAAGGCCGUCUUAUCCAUGCUCUCAACAAGACCUGGCAUCCUGAGCAUUUCGUGUGUUCUCACUGCGAGAAGCCGUUUGAAGGUCGCAGACACUACGAGAAGAAGGGCCUGGCUUACUGCGAGAGGGACUACAAGGCUUUGUUUGGUGAGGUGUGUUUCUACUGCAACAAGCCAUGUCGUGGAGAAGGUCAGUUCUUUACUGAGCAGACUUCACCAUUGUUUUUUUCCCUCCACCUCUCUUCUUACUCUGUCGUUCAGAGGUGACUGUGCUGAACAAGACGUGGUGCAUUGACCACUUCCGCUGCUCUGCCUGCAACAGCCUCCUCGCGUCUCCCCGUGGAGGGGCCCGCUAUGCAGACAUGGACGAGAGGCCGUACUGCAAGAAGUGCUUUGAGAAGGUUCCCGUGGAGCUGCGGAGGAGACUCAAGAAGCAAUCAGACUGACGGGAAGAGACAGCUGCAAUCAAUGGGGGAACUCCCGCCAUUAUUUUAGAAAACAAACUACAGCAUAGCAAUGUCUUUAGCGAUCACCAUUUUUUGCCAGGUUUUGUGAAAUAACAAUCAUGCCGUCAACUUGUAAGUGUUAGCAUAAUAUUGAAGUUGUAUAAUAACAUAGUUUUACAAAAAAACAGGUUGAGGUCCACUGAAUCAUUAUAAAUCAGCAUGGAAAAUGAACUAUUAACAUUCUAUUGCUUCUAUGCCAUAAGAUGCCCUCUGUGUUGUAACAACACCACAUAACAGAAGCACUAGGUACAAAAGUUUGUGUGCCUGUUCCUGCAAAAUUUCCAUUUCUGGUGGAGUAACAAAUGGAAAAAACGUGAUUGCUCACAAACUGUUCACCAAUGAGCACGGAAGAGUAAAAGAGAGAGAAAGAAAGAGAGGGGGAGAGGAAGAGUUAGUAGAAAUAUCUGCUAG
Molecule: messenger RNA, 2586 nt
Organism: Geodia barretti
Lineage: Eukaryota; Metazoa; Porifera; Demospongiae; Tetractinellida; Geodiidae
Source: the annotation of a GenBank genome assembly